Molecule: messenger RNA, 1543 nt
Organism: Anopheles aquasalis
Lineage: Eukaryota; Metazoa; Arthropoda; Insecta; Diptera; Culicidae
Product: F-box/WD repeat-containing protein 4
Biological process (GO): SCF-dependent proteasomal ubiquitin-dependent protein catabolic process
Cellular component (GO): SCF ubiquitin ligase complex
Molecular function (GO): protein binding
Source: RefSeq, a predicted model, not a curated record
AACACUUCUAAAAUUAUAAUCAAAACACUAACGUAGAAGUUCUCCCCCUCCCUCUUCCUUAGUAGCUUCAUUUAUGUUAUGUAGUUUUUUUUUUUAAACAUUGGCCCAAUGAAAACAAAAAUGACAGAUCACCACGGCGCUGAUCCACCCUUCCACCCACCUGUGUUUUUGGGUUUGCGGCGGCAGGCGGAAUCUCUCAAGCCAUCCCGAUUUACCAGGGAGAAAGGACCGGGCAAGGACAAGGAAUGUUUGCGGAAAACAUUCAAUCAUCAUCGAGGAAAGCAAUGGCCCUCCAGGAUCUGGAUGAAUACUCCUUGGUGCACGUGUUCCUAUUUUUGUCUGUAGCAGACCUCGAUCGCUGCCUGCUAGUUUGUAAAAAGUUCCAACAUAUAAUUCAGAGAAUUGUAUUCCCAAAGAAGUGCUUAUUCGCUCUUGUGGUCAAUUCACCCAAAACAUUAAAUUUGAGUUUGUAUCAGUACACGACUCGCAAGCGGGCCAAGUUGGAAGAGAACUGGCGUGAUGGGCGGUACGAGGAACAUACACUAUUUAAUCACAACGUCAUGUACAUCUCCCAAAUGGAUAUCGAUAAAAAUCAUCUGUACAUGACCCACGGUGGAUGCUUGCAGGCCCACAAGCGAACGAAAUCCCGAUAUUUGGUAGAUACCAGAGUUCACUGGCAAGUCGGCAGCCGGCGUGAUCCUGAUAUAUCGAGCCUAGCGAAAGAAAAUGAUCGGUUUUUCGCUGGUCGCUUGGAUGGCAAGAUAAUGAUAUAUGAAAGUGGCACCGGACAGACAACGCUGCAGUCCGUAACUACGGACGUUAUAAAAUCAGUGGAUUUUUUUCAGAACGUGUAUGCGGUUACUACAAAAUUCCACGCUACAUACAUCUUAAAUCAUAGCUGGCAAGAACAAGAUUUUGAAAAUGCGGAGCUGAGGCAUGCUCACGUUUAUCCACGGGCCUAUGAGACUAUCAAACUAAAAGGCACUCGGUUGGCGGCAGGAAUGUUUCAUUGCGGAAAAGGGCAAGCAUUACAAAUGAUCGAUUUACAGAGUUGUGAUGUUGUACAGCUAAAUUCGCAAACCAAGGCUGUGUACGACUUGAUAUGGAAGGACGAAAAUUGUUUGCUCACUGGUAACUUCGAUGAUUCCAUGCGACUGGUCGAUAUUCGAACGGGUAAUGACGAAGCCUGCUGGAGCGACCCAUAUAAUGCCUCGGUGUAUUGUAUGUUUUUUAAUGGCGCAUACGCCGUUCACUGUGGCAUGAAAUAUCAUCAUCGCUCCAAUUUGUAUGAUCUUCGAGUACCAAAUCGCUGUGUGCAAAUGUAUUUUCCAUCGAAACGGAAACAUAGCUUUUCACCAGUUUAUGGUAUAAAGGCAGAUGUUGCGCAGCUUUUCCUUGUAACUGAUUAUAAUUUGCGCGUGCUCCACUUUAAUGCAGACUGGGCUGCAAAGAAGGACUACGCAUCGAUCUAAUUUUCAUCCUAGAAGUCUAGUAAGUAUACAUUGAAAAAUCAUUGAAUAAAUCUAUUGCCAUAGAACCGUAA